AUGACCAGAAGGAGGAUGUACUGGGUCCCCAGGUCUUCUGGUGGCCUUGUGAAUCUCGGCUUGGAUGUAGAUGAUGACAUGGUUUCGGGACUUAGCUAUAAAACAAUAACUGUUGAAGAUGGCCCCUGGAGACAGCAGGUGAGGGAAUGCGAGGCACCAGAGAGAGGGAAGUAUGAUGCUGCCUGGAAAACCAUGAUUCCCUUCCGACCGAAGCCAAAGUCUCCUGAGCCCCAGCCCCUGGAUGAUGCUGGCCUGCUCUCCUACCUCAUGCUGUCAUGGCUCAGCCCGCUCAUGUUUCGAGGUUUACGGAGAUGCUUAGAUGAGAACAACAUCCCCCCGCUGUCAGUACACGAUGCUGCCGACAAAAAUGCCAAAAGGCUUCGUCGUCUUUGGGAAGAAGAAGUCUCAAAGCAUGGAAUUGACAAAGCGUCAGUGCUUCGAGUGAUGCUGCGAUUCCAAAGAACAAGGCUUAUUUUUGAUACAAUUAUGAGCUGCUGCUUCUCCAUCGCAAGUGUUGUGGGGCCCAUGUUUGUUGUACCAAAGAUCCUGGAAUAUGCCGAAAACCCAUCCGGGGACGUUGCCUAUGGAGUUGGGCUUUGCCUUGCCCUUUUUUUCACGGAAUGUCUGAAGUCUCUGAGCAUGUGCUCAUGCUGGGUCAUCAACCAGCGCACAGGAGUCAGGUUUCGUGCAGCUGUCUUCUCCUUUGCCUUUGAGAAGCUGAUGCAAUUUAAGUCUCUAACACACAUCACCGUGGGAGAGGCCAUUAGCUUCUUCACCAGCGACGUAAACUACCUGUUCGAGGGAGUGUACUACGGGCCCCUGGCCAUGCUCACCGGCUCACUGUUCACAGUCUGCACCAUUGCUUCUUGCUUCAUUCUCGGGCCCACAGCGCUCAUGGCCACGCUGUGCUAUCUUCUGUUUUUGCUGCUGCAGGUAUUCCUGACCAGAAAGAUUGUGGUGUCACAGAAUCAUACAUCAGAGGUCAGUGACCAGCGCAUCCGUGUGACCAGUGAAGUUCUCACCAGCAUUAAGCUGAUUAAAAUGUACGCCUGGGAGAAGCCAUUUACAAAAGUCAUUAAAGAUCUCAGAAAAAAGGAAACAAAGCUCUUGGAGAAGUGUGGGUUUAUCCAGAACCUGACCACAGUCAUCAUGUUCCUAGCCCCCUCCUUAUCUGUAGUAUUGCUGUUCCUCACCCACACAGGCUUACGACUGAAACUCACAGCUUCAGUAGCCUUCACCACCGUGGCCACCUUGAGUCCCAUGCGGCUGUUGGUGUUCUUAACACCCUUCGCAGUCAAAGGCCUCACAAACUCCGUGUCUGCCGCGGACAGGUUCAAGAAAUUCUUCCUCCAAGAGAGCCCUGUCAUAUAUGUUAAGGCAUUGGAAGACCCCAGCAAACCAGUGGUUUUAGAGGAGGCCACAUUGUCAUGGAGAAAGACUUGCCCUGGGAUCAUCAAUGAAGCCUUGGAGGUGGAGAAGAACAGAUACACUCCUGAGGGGAUGACCAGAGCUCAGCCACCCCUGGGUGGCCUUGAGCCAGAGGACCAAGGGGACACCCGGGGCCCAGAGUUGCACAAGAUAAACCUGGCGGUGUCAAAGGGUACCAUGCUAGGGGUCUGUGGCAACACGGGGAGUGGCAAGAGCAGCCUGCUGUCAGCCAUCCUGGGGCAGAUGCACUUGCUGGAGGGUUCAGUGGGGGUGCAUGGAAGCCUGGCCUAUGUCCCCCAGCAGGCCUGGAUCAUCAACGGGAGUGUCCGGGAGAACAUCCUCAUGGGAAGCCAAUACGACAAGGCCUGGUAUCUCCAGGUGCUCCACUGCUGCUCCCUGCACCACGACCUGGAGAUUCUGCCCUUCGGAGACAUGACGGAGGUUGGGGAGCGGGGCCUCAACCUCUCAGGGGGGCAGAAGCAGAGGAUCAGCCUGGCCCGGGCCGUCUACUCUGACCGUGAGCUCUACCUGCUGGAUGACCCACUCUCGGCCUUGGACGCCCAUGUGGGGAAGUAUAUCUUUGAGGAGUGCUUUAAGAAGGUGCUCAGAAGGAAGACCAUCAUCCUGGUGACCCAUCAUCUGCAGUAUUUAGAGUUUUGUGACCAGAUCAUUUUAUUUGAAGAUGGGAAAAUCUGUGAAAAAGGAAUUCACAGUGAGCUCAUGCGGAAAAGGGGACGAUACGCCCAGCUCAUCCAGAAGAUGCACGGGAAAGCCACACAGGGUGUGUUGCAGGGAGUGGCAAAGACAGAAGAGGACCUGCAGCUGGAAGCUCAGGCCCAGACCAUGUGCCAGGAAGAACUUCUCAAUGAAACUGCUGUGCUGGAAAAUCAGCUCGCAGAGAAGGAGAAGAUGGAAGAAGGGUCCUUGAAGUGGAGAGUCUAUCACCACUACAUCCAGGCAGGCGGAGGUUACCUGAUCUGCGGCAUGGUUUUCCUUCUCAUGGUGAUUGUAGUCUUCUUGCUGGUGUUCAACUUCUGGUGGCUGAGCUACUGGCUGGAGCAGGGCUCAGGGAAAAAUAGCAGUCAAGAGAGCAACCGGACCAUUGCAGACCCCGGUGACAUACUGGACAAUCCUCAGCUGCCCUUUUACCAGCUGGUGUUUGGCCUCAGCAGCCUGUUUGCAGUCUUCCUGGGCAUCUUGCUCUCAGUGGUUUUCACCAAGGUGAUGGGGAAGGCAUCCACAGCAUUGCACAACAAGCUCUUCAGCAAGGUGUCCCACUGCCCUAUGAGCUUCUUUGACACAACCCCAACUGGCCGGCUCCUGAACUGCUUUGCAGGGGACAUGGAUGAACUGGAUCAGUUCUUGCCCAUCGUGGCUGAACAGUCUAUGCUCCUGUCUUUGUUGGUGAUCAUCAUCCUCUUGGUAAUCAGUUUCCUAUCUCCCUAUAUCCUGCUGAUGGGAGUCAUCAUCCUCUCUGCUUGCCUUGUUUAUUUUAGGAUGUUCAAGAGGGCCAUCAGUGUGUUCAAGAGACUGAAGAACUACAGCUGCUCCCCUUUGUUUUCACACAUCCUCACCACCCUGCAGGGCCUGAGCUCCAUCCAUGUCUAUGGAAAAACUGAAGAAUUCAUCAAUGAGUUUAAGAAGCUGGCAGAUGUGCAGAAUAACUACCUGCUGAUGUUCAUGUCUUCCAUGCGAUGGGUGGCCUUGAGGCUGGAGCUCAUGACCAACUUGGUGACCUUGGUGGUAGCCCUGUUUUUGGUUUUCGGCCUUUCCUCUGCCCCCUAUUCCUAUAAAGCCAUGGCUCUCAGCCUCGUCCUCCAGCUGGCGUCCAACUUCCAGGCCAGUGCCCGGAUUAGUUCAGAGACAGAGGGGUACUUGACAGCUGCGGAGAGGAUUCUGCAGUACAUGAAGAUGUGUGUCCCUGAGGCUCCUUUACACAUAGAAGGCGCGAACUGUCCUCAUGGGUGGCCACAGCAUGGGGAAAUCACGUUCCAGGAUUACCAGAUGAAAUACAGAGACAACACACCUAUCAUCCUCCAGGGCCUCAGCCUGACGAUUCACAGCCAGGAAGUGGUGGGCAUCGUGGGAAGGACGGGCUCUGGGAAGUCCUCCUUGGGGGUGGCUCUUUUCCGCCUGGUGGAACCAGCCGGUGGCUGCAUCCUCAUCGACGGCGUGGACAUCUGUAGCCUUGGCCUGGAGGACCUGCGGUCCAAGUUCUCGGUUAUCCCUCAAGAUCCAGUCCUGCUGUCAGGGACCAUCAGAUUCAACCUGGACCCCUUUGACUGCUGCACGGACGAGCAGAUCUGGGAUGCCUUGGAGAGGACGUUCCUGAACAAGACGAUCUCAAAGUUGCCACAAGGCCUGCAAGCAGAAGUUGUGGAAAACGGCUCAAACUUCUCCGUGGGGGAGCGGCAGCUGCUCUGCGUUGCCCGGGCCCUCCUCCGCAGCUCCAAGAUCAUCCUUAUUGAUGAGGCCACGGCCUCCCUUGACUUGGAGACAGACAUCCUCAUCCAACACACAAUCCGUGAAAGUUUCCAGGGCUGCACAGUGCUGAUCAUCGCACACCGCAUCACCACCGUCCUCAACUGUGACCGCAUCCUGGUCAUGGGCAAUGGGAAGGUGAUGGAGUUUGACAAGCCUGAGGUCCUGCAGAAGAAGCCAGGGUCCAUGUUCGCAGCCCUGCUGGCAACAGCCAGUAGUUCGAUGAGCUGA
Messenger RNA from Budorcas taxicolor (takin), 4140 nucleotides. RefSeq names its product ATP binding cassette subfamily C member 11 (gene ABCC11). The coding region runs from base 1 to 4140 and encodes 1379 amino acids. Gene Ontology annotation, molecular function: ABC-type transporter activity; ATP hydrolysis activity; ATP binding. Gene Ontology annotation, cellular component: membrane. Lineage: Eukaryota; Metazoa; Chordata; Mammalia; Artiodactyla; Bovidae. The record is from RefSeq and is a predicted model, not a curated record. Gene Ontology annotation, biological process: transmembrane transport. The transcript has 29 exons.